Rotaria socialis is the source of this 369-nucleotide messenger RNA. Lineage: Eukaryota; Metazoa; Rotifera; Eurotatoria; Philodinida; Philodinidae. The record is from the annotation of a GenBank genome assembly.
AUGGGUAUAUUGUGUGUACUCACUUUGAUCAAUGUUCGUCAACAAUCACAUCAAAUUCGACCUUCACUUAGUGUUGGCAAUGAUAGUCCUCGCCGACUCGAUGAUAAAUUGAUUCGAAUGUUAUUUUCACAAAUUUUAACACAGCUCAUUUGUAUUCUACCAUAUGCUGUUUUCCAUUUGGCGGUGUUUUUCAUCGAGCUGAAUUCAACGUCGUUUGAAUUCUUUGAUCUAAUUUGCAUUCUACUACUAUAUGUUAGUUAUGCAAUAAGUUUUUAUAUUUUUACAUUAUUGUCACGUGCUGAUCGAAAGAAAUUAGUGAAACUUACAUUGCUACGAAAAUCAAAUCAAAUCAAGAUACCACAGAACUGA